AACGAAAGCAAAGCCUUUCGCCCGAAGUAUCGGAAAGAAUACAAAUUAGCUCAAGCAUUAUUAUUAUAUUGGACGCAAUAAUCGUGGACAGAUUGGCUCUUAGGUACCGCCGAAAGCUGAUGUAGCAGAUGAAUGCAAAAUAUGAGGAAUCGGAACGAAAUUGCUGUGAGUCGUGUUACCUAACUUUGCUUGGCGCCAAAAUUUUGAGUGUGUCGAGUUGCAGCACGUAGGUACGUUGGUUUGUUAUGUUUUGUUUGCUUGAUUUCAGGGAAAAUAAACAUUCUCUCUUCAUGAUCCUUGAAGAUCGUAAAGCGUGAUUUGACGAAUAAGUCGUUUUGAUUUUAUGAACUCGUGUAGAUCAAUCAUAUUGUGUGUGAUGAAAAAUAUCGAGUUUGCCGAUUUCACAAAGCUUCACAGGCGUUUAAAAACAUCGAUCUUUCAAUACUCAGAAUGUAAAGGAUUUUUUCAAGGCUUAGGAAGAUCUAUUCGAUUGCCUUAAUGUGUCAUUUAUGGCUACACAAUUUUCUCUAGCAACCAAAAAACUUCUGUAAAAAAACCUCUGUACAUGUACUGUACAUAUAAGCUUAAAGCUGAAGCUUAUAUUUUUCAAAUAAGCUAUCAGCUGGAUUCUGUGAUUGAAGCUUAUCGUCACUAUACACUGACAUUCGAUAAUUCCAUUUCUUGUUCCAUCUUUCGACUGCCUUCGAUAAUCUUCCAAAGAAAUUCUUUUCCUAAGACAUCACAUUGCAUUAAAAUGACUGUCUUUUGAGUCAGAAAAUAAUUAAAUUUGUAUUCAAAUGUCUUCUUUGAGGCAAUUUACGCAAACUCGUGAUAAUCAAGCAUGUAAUUUUAAUAUAGUUUGCCAUAACCACAGAUGUUAUGGGAAGCAGUUUGCAAGAUAAUUUUUCUCUGAUAUCUGACUGGAAAUAAAUUGAAACAAGAGUAAUUGGCAUUUUUUUAGCCUAUUUUAAUGACAAAGUCUUGUCAACUUGUCAGUUCAGUUACUAUGACUACUAAUACAUAUCCCAAGCAUUCCUCUUGGUGUUCUACAGAGAAAGAGAAACUACAAUAUGUAUCCUGCCCCCUGCAGUAUUUAAUUUGCCUAUUUCAAAUUCCAUUUACUAAGGUCAACCCUUCACUGCAGAAUUUUGAAAUAAAUGAAUUCCAUGAUUUUGAAGAAAGCUGAUUUUCUGUUAUUGAUAGCUACACCAUAAGAAAACCCAGAAGUGUCUUCAUGCCCAGUAAAGUGCCAUUUCAGGUGGUUUACUGUUCCAGCUCUGAUGAUAACCAUCGUGAAAAAGAACUAGAGGUGUGUGUUAGUUUUUUCAUAGUUUUUAGUGGCAGGUUUUUACUAGCCAUGCAGGAAUUGGAGCCUUGUGUAAAUUGAAAGCCAAUCCAAAUUCAAGAACAUGUAAGUGUGGGUGCAAGGCCAUAUGCACAUUGAAAUAAAGGCCAUUGCAAUUGUGUUUGCACUUUUGUUUGUGCCACUUGCAGGGUUAAGGUCUAGAAAAUACUGUAGCCAUUCUCCUAUGGAUAGUUUUUUCUAAUCCUCCUCCCCUCCUAUGAAUUUCAGUUUACAAUGGAUAUGUACACGUAGGACCUCCCCCACCCCCUCAGAGAUUACUAUAUGACCCUCCAUGGGGUGGAUGUGGUUAUUUCGUGGGGUGGUAGACAAAACACUGGCUCAGUCCAUUCACCAUUUGCACAUCUCCCAUCACACAUCUUAUUUGCCCUCCCUGCAACAUUUUGCAUGACCUUUGUUAUUAAUUUCUCCUGGGAAAUGCAGUGUCCAGAGAGAAAUUGAAGACAAUGCUCGUCGGGCAAACAAGGUGUGUGCAGAUGGUAGAUGGACUAUCCUGAUGAACUACCCUGAUGAUGUGAACUAUGUUUUUAACAGAUUAUAAUGAAUCAUGGUAGGUACAUGAAGAAGCUCCCAGAAAAUAUAUUCAAACCAUAAUCCAUCAGAGAAGUGCAGCCUGGGGAUCAUUGUUUUGUCUAAUGCCAUUUUCUGGAAUAUGGAAUCACAUAAUGAUUGUGAAAGUUCCAGAAAAAAAGUUGAAAUUCAAUAACAAUAUUAAAUUCUCAUGUGCACUGUAGAGUUACACUAUAACAGAAUAAUUUCCUGUGAGACCCAAAUGACAGACCAUGGUACAGUGCUGGAUGUUCAAAAGGUGGAUAUGUAGCUCUAUCUGAUGGAUAAAUUCAGUACUAUCCAGAGGAUAAUUAUAUAUUAGGAAAACUGAUUGCUUUAUGCACUGGAUACUGAUUUUUCCAUUGCUUUUUGAAUACUAUCUAUCUUUUGAACAACUUGGGCCAGAUGGUAAAGCUAAUCAUGGAUUAAAAUGUUACCCUGGACCGGUGUCAACUACCAUUUUGCAACUUACCCCUGAUCUAUAGAAUGCUGUGUUUGAUAUCUGACAGUUUAGACAUUUACUUUCUUUCAGAUAUUAGUAAAAUCCAACUAGUGGUCUAUUAUUAAUGCUGCAUUCUGAUUGGUUGAGCUACUACUAGGCUAUAUAUUAAAGCCCACUAGUAGGGAAAAGUGCUGGCUUUGAAAACGAAAACAAUGGCGGCUGAAUCACAUUUUGCUAGCUAAAGUUGAUUGUCUCAAUAUUUUUGAACAACUAGUUGGAUUUUACCAAAAUAAUUAUUCCUCUCGCCCUCAUGGUCUCUGAGUCAAUAGCCAAUUCGGCAUUUGGCCUCAUGGGCUAUUGACUCAGAGCCCAUUCGGGCUUGAGGAAUAAUUGUUAAUUAUUGCAGUGAUUAUUUUUUUUUUUUACUUUGUAGUCGCACAGUCCCACAACAAAAGGAUGGCAGUCUUCAAGGUAAGAAUAACAUAUAGGAUGAUGUUUCAUUAAAUUCAUUUUAUGUGUGUUACGCAAUUUAUUGUAAUCUAAUAACAGAGCAUUGUCCUCCUUUUGUCAGGUUUUGUCUGUAUCCUCAGGAGCUGAUAUUGCUAAUGAACGAGCCGACUCGAAUAAGGAAACUACAGCUCCUUUCCCACCAAUUUAUGAUAUGUAAGUAUUUUCUUUUUUUUAAUGAGCUAAUCUGAUUGCUUUACCCUAAUCGCUCAAGAGUGAGCAAAAUUCAGUUCCUUAUACAGGUAAUGAUUAACGGUACAGGGUUUGUACAGAUAGUCUUGAAUUCUUGAAAAAUACUCGAGAUGUUCCCAGCAAUUUUUCAGACCUGGAAAAACCCGAAAAAUGGUAAAAAGUCUUGAGUUUAUAUUUUUGUCAAAGCGACAACAAUAAAUGAAUUUUUUUUCGUUUUGGUCAAAUCUUAUUCAAUCUCGCCCGGACACUUGCAGUGCGCAUCAUGAAAGAAGCUUUGUUCCUGCAUUUUUUGGGGUCUCUAUUGAUCACCUUUUUGAUAACCUUGAGACUGGGAAAAGAAAUCCAAGGUUAUUAUUAUUAUUGUUUUGUAAAAAUGUCUGGACUGAAAAAGUGAUGAAUUUUGGAUCCAAAAAUCUGUACAGACCUUAAUUGUAGUAACACUGCCUACCUAAAAUAUGACAAUCAAACAUCGAGAUCAGAAAAAAAGGAAAUGAUCAACAGUUGGAAAAGAUCUCGAUUGUUAAACAAAUUUUUGUCUUCAGUACUAUGGGAAAAGUAUGGAAGGCGGUCAUGAUGAUGUUCGGGUUUGAAGGGUUAACCCAUUAUAUCUUUCAUUUUACAUGUUGACGACAUCAGCUAGUAAAGUGGAGGUUUUAAUCAGCCAAGUUCCAGCUGGUCACUCACCGUCAUUGCUGACUUCAAAGUUCAAACGACUUGGGUGAGUUAAAGCUUGAUAUUAGUAAGCCCCUCAACAUUACAGUGUAUGAGAAAAUCUUAGUCCUGGAGCCCAUUUGGUCAAGGUCGGGGUUUUACAAUGUAGUACUGUUUAAAAACAAGCAGGAGUGUAUCUAAUACACGCGAUUGUGAGUCUUUUGAAUAGCUUCAAAAUUUCUGACACAGAUCAACUCAUUCUUGCCCUAGUAUUUAGAGUUGGGGUUAUUUUGGUCUACAAAAUUGGACGCAAAGUUUAGCUGUGUCUUUAUCAGACAUAAAGACACUCAUUAAACAUUAAUUCCUUUUGUUUUCUUUAUUAUUAUUGAUGAUUGUGCGAAAUAUCAGAAGCCUUGAUAGUAUGAUUGGUCGAUAAAUCCAUUUUGAAAUUUGGCUUUGGGUCCAAAGGGACUUUCAAGAAGGGGCAGUCCUGAGUGCGAACUGACAGUGGACUGUCUUUUUAGGAUUACAAAACAAAUUAUGGGACUAUUGUUGUCACAUACUCAUUUGAAUGGUGAAAACAAUAGUCCACAGUCAGGGCUUUACACUGACCACUUUCACAAAAUGUGGUAGCCUCCUGGCCCAGUAGUCUCCCUCGAACCUAUUUUAGUCUUGUCAACACUCUGCCUCAGAUAGCAUCAGAGACCUUUAGAUUCUAGGACGAGAACGACUACGAACUUACGAUAUUUGACUGAUAGUUUUUUCGCGUAUUCUCAAAUUAUUGACACCUUAGAAAGCUUCAUUGCACUUCUUUUUCACCAAAAAGUUAACACUGUUAUGUUUACUGAAGGAGCUUAAGCCAUCUCACAGCCUCAAAAUGAUAAAACCUCUAACACUUAUAACUGCUCUCUGUUACCAUGACAUUCUCACUAAAACUCUUAGUAGAAUGAUGACAGCAAUCAUGUUUUUCUGCCAAAAUGGUGCUGGUUCACGCGCAAGCCCAUGCAGUACGUAGUAUUGAGAAAAUCUUGUACUCGUAGUUGACUCGUCUCAGAACCUAAGGGCCUGUAUUAUGUGAUGACACUUAAAACAGCUGCAAGGAAGACUACUGGCGCGUCCACCCGAAGAAAUUCUAUUGCUUGCUUCCUGUACUGGUCCUUAAAAUUAAUAUAUAGCAAAUGUUUGUUCUUCUUCAAGGUUUGAUUGCCAUGUUAUAUAGUUCCAGAUGGUGAAUCCAGAAUCCAAAAAUAUAACAACCUUUAGUUUUCAGAGCAAAAAAUGGAGAAUCUUACAUUGUCUUAACCGUAACUGUGGCAGGAUUAGCUCAGUCAGUAGAACACACUGAGAAAUAAAUGUACUGCCUUUGCCCUGCAAAUUGUAGGCCUUCGCAUAGCUUGGAUGACCACAAAAUAUGGUGAUCCCAUCUCCAUUAGGAGAUUUAAAAAAUUGUGUCCCCAAAGUGUCUACAGACUAUGUCUUUUUUAAAAGAAUAUUUAACAUUUUCAAAACAAGUGCAAAUAAAAUCUUACACAGUUUUUUAUUAUUCUUUCUUUUAAAGUUAUGUUGGACUUUCUGACAAUGAAAGCACAGGCUUCAAGGUAGUGACAGAGAUAAUGCUCUAUUGAUAAAUAACUGAGAUAAGCAGUGGUUUUUUUUACCAGUAAGCUUAAACUCUAUUUUGGAUUUUGAUUAGGGCUAUGAGACAUGUUUUGUGUUGUUCAUUUACCUUAGCACACGUGACCUGUACUCUAACCUGCACCUGUGACCUGUGACCUGUUUAGUGUUUUGUACCUGCCAGAGAUUAAUGCUUAUAAGUUUUUUUGGUUUAUAUUAUCAAGAAUGUGCAUGUGCAGUAGAGUUUAGUAGAGAGCAUUUUUUCUGCUACAGUUUAUGAAAAAUACUGUGUUGAGUGUGAAUUUAAUCUUAGGUCCAUCCAUAGAAUCAUGCUACAGUCUUAAUAAUGUUUCUUGUUUCUGCUGUGAGAUACUUGAUGCAAAUCUCUGGCUUUGAUGUCUUAUACAUUGUAUUUCAUUGUAGGCAAGGGAGCUGAAAUCCAUCCAUCUUGAUGCUGAAGGGCAUUUUAUGAAGCUAGUUUUACAUAAGAAUCAUGUCAACAAGUACAAUAUUUAUAAUCAGGCAAGUGGCUUAAAAACAAGCUGGUAGUGAUAAUCUACUUUUUUAUUCCACUUCAAGAAAUAAUUCAUGACUCUAAAUUUAACUGUCCCACUAACAGCAGAACAAAAGAAGAUUAUAAAAUUAUACAGUCAACCCUCCGGGCGCUUUCCAUUUAGUCAAAAUUUCCAGAAUUUCUGGAUCGGCGGUAAAUGGAACACAUUUUGUCGGUUCAUCCCGCUGGAAAAUUCCCAGAAAAAGUGGAAAAUGUAAAAAGGUAGGCCCAUUUUCCCGGGUUGGAAUUUCCGAACGGAAUUUCGUGUUUUUUAUUGACACGUUUCUCGUAGUUUGUACCAGUUUGUACCAGGUCCACGGUCGGAUACCGCGACGUACUGGGGUUUACGACCAAAUGGAACAAGUUUUUACCAAUCGGAAAUUCCAUUUUUGCUCCCACUGAAAUUUCCAGGUUUUUUCCCCAAAUGGAAAGUGUAAUUUCCCUUUGUUUUAUUCUACUGUCCUCAGCCUUUUAAGCGACCCCUUGAAGCGUGGUCCAACCUCUGUGUUCCCUGUAUGACUGUAGUAUGCUACUCAAAAUACACAAAGAACUUUUAGUGAGAACAUGGAACUAUUACACAUAUUGUGGCAUGCAAUUACAUGCAAUAAAUUAUCUUAUAUAAAGUAAAUGUGUCCAGACCUCUUCUCUUAAGCAACCACUAAAAUGGUAGUCUUCGCAUUUUCGGUGGUUGCUUAUGGGAGGCUUGACUUUACAUAUAGAUACACACAGAUGGGCAGAUAAAAUGGGGAGAUUAUUAUAAACGGGGGGCUAUUAUUCGAGAAAAAAAUGUCUGUUUACCUCUAGGCAGGCUAAAAAUCAAGGUGGAAGGGGCACUUAUAACUAGGAUUUUGAGAUGUUUCUUUUUUUUGGCCAUAGGUUGGUUUAGUCGCUGUAAAUGUGAUUGGAGAUCGACUGGAUGAUCCGCUUGAUCCUAAUCCUGUAAGUAGACAGCAAACAGCAACCUUCAGUUAAUCUGAUCAUGAAGAAAGUUCUUACACUAUCUACGUAUAUUUUAUCGGUCAGAUCAUGAUAACUCACAAGAAUCAGAUACCACUUUCAGCCAAGGGGCUCCUGAAAAAAAAAUGCUCAUUUUGAAUGUCUCGUGUUAAGUUACCGUAAAAUUCCGAAAAUAAGCCCCUCCAAAUAUAAGCCCCCCAAACCGGUAACGCAAAAAAACCUCCGUUAAAUCGCCCCUCCAAAAUUAAUAUAAGCCCCCCGGGGACUUGUACUUCGAAAAUUGCCCGCAAAUACAAAGCAAAACAAAGCUAAAACGGUACAUUUAUUUCCAACUAUAAGACUAGCCCAAUCGAUUUUGAAACAAAACAUCCCUCCGUAGAUAAGCCCCUCCAAAAAUAAGCCCCUCAAAAAGGGCCUUUGAAAAAUAUAAGCCCCGGGGCUUAUCUUCGGAAUUUUACGGUAUUUGCUAGAGCAGUGUACUCUUAGAUACAGUAUUCAAAUCUGAUUCUUCAUAGUUAGGAAAUAAUUCCGCCGUGUGAUCAAUGCUAUUUUAUUUUUGUCGGAUGUGGUUAAGUUUCCUUAAAGUUAACGUCAUUGUAAUGAAUGAUAUUGUACCUUAUAUAGCAAAUUGUAUACAAUGAAAUAUUAUUUUUUCUCUUUCCUUUACCAGUUGAAAAAUGUUGACAGCUUGCUACAGGGGUACAUGAAUCCCAACUCAAACCAGGGACCUGUCUGGGGGAGAAUAAACAAGUACGUUCAUUGAAUGCAGUGGGCUACAGUUGAACCUCCAUAAUUCGGCCAGUAAUCAAAGUCCCAAAGUAAUAAUUGUAGAAAAGAACGGAAAAUUAAACCUCUAUUAAAUGGCCACCCCGAUUAAGUGGCCACGACCACCUUUUGGCUGUCACAACGGGGAGCUCUUCCAUUGUUGUCACCUGUAUCAAGUGGCCAUGAAGCGCUUGAUACACUUAUUUUGGCUUCAUUUCAAGGAGAUGAUGGAGGAAAAUACGGUCUUAGAUGGAAGUUGACGACCGGUUGUGGACUAGACUUCCUCAAAGCCCGUUUAUCUGGUUUCUGCUGGUUAGGUGGUCAGUCAGGAAACGACUUACGCCAACAGGCAGUGCCUGCGGCAUUGUGUUAUAUUAUAUGCGCGCGCCGGUUUUCCCUCGCGUGUGUGAUUAUCGCAUCCAUCUUGUUGUACGAGCGAUUCCGUUGACAUUAAAGCUGACUGUCCCGACCUUCGUAGAGUACACGCCCACCUUAAUCAGGGAACACGCCCGUCCAAGAAGCUUACUAAUAUUCGGGAUGUUAAGCGCUAUCUCAGUUCUGUUUCUAUUGCUAGUGACGGACUUCUUGUGGUCAAGCACACUCUGCCGUUCGUUCCUGUGGCGGAAGCAAUCGUUGUCCCGAGGUCCGUCCUGGACGGCCUUCUUACCGCCCUUCAUAUUAAACUCCACCAUCCAACCCGCCAUCAGUUUCAAAUGGUACUCCAACGCCAGUUUUUCGCUCUGGACAUGAACGAUGCCAUCUCUCGCGUAACAUCUGCCUGCCACACUUGCGCCUCCCUGAAGUCGUUUCAAGCUCCUUGGUCAAGCAGUCGUCUGACGACCCCCAGAGGUCGUAGGCGUCUCCUUCGCUGCCGAUGUAAUCAGACGCUGCCGUCAGCUGAUCCUAGUACUGCGAGAAUGCACCACGUCCUUCACUGCUUCCUGCCUAGUACAUGACGAGAAACACGAUACCCUCCGUGACGCCCUCACACAGCUAAUUGUCGGCCUCCACCCACUUGACGGCCCAAGAGCAAUUAUACGUGUAGAUCCCUCCCUGGCUUUCAGUCCAUGGCCAACAAUGACUCUCUCAACCACCUGAACGUAACAAUCGAUGUCGGUCGCGUUAAGAACAAAAACAAGAACCCAGUCGCUGAGAAGGCUGUCCGUGAACUUGAGGAAGAGCUCAUCAGACAAGAGCCCGGUGGCAGACCAGUAAGUGCAGUUGGUCUUGCUCUCGCCACUGCCCGUCUUAACUCCCGUCUUCGCCUUCCUGGCCUAUCAUCUCGCGAGUUGUGGACUCAACGCAAUCAGUUCACCCACGAACAGUUGCCGUUGUCUGAUUACGACCUCAUACUUGGUAAACACGAGCAACGUUCCACUAACCAUGCCUCCAGUGAGAAGUCUAAGAACCCCCGCGGUCUUAUUCCAAACACGCCUUCACUACAGGUUGGCGACAUUGUAUACCUCAUUUCCGAUAAGGACAAGUCUCGCGCGCGUGAUCGCUAUAUUGUGGUUUCCAUCGACUUCCCUUGGUGCUUCGUUAAGAAGUUCAGUGGUUCACAACUGAGGGCCACCUCCUACAAAGUCAAGUUGUCCGAGUGUUACGCUACUUCUCCCUCCGUUAUAGUGGCCGAUCAUUCUGGUCCUCCGGCUUCUCAAGACCAGGAUGAUGAGCCUUCUCCGGUAACCCCCGCUGUGCCUGCUGCCUCAGUAUUACCAGAGUCACCUCCUCCCGCGCCGCCUGAGCUUACCUUGGUACCGUCUGACGAGGAGCAAUUCCCUUCGUCCACGUGUGAUGACACUACCGUUGACGCCCCUAUUGGCGUUCCCCCACUACCUGUUCUACAGGGGGAGCCCAGCACCAGUGCGACAGCCCCAGAUCAGGCCCUGCCAUCCUGUCCCAGUUCUUCUCCUGAGACUCCUGGUCCAAGACCUCAAAGACAGCGCAAACCACCUUCGUAGUUAAAUGACUAUGUUAGAUUUUAGCCUUUGCGUCGUUACGUUUUAUCUUGCAGCGAUAAGUUUUAACUCGCAGUGACUGUUAGGCCUUAGUCUGUUUGUUAUCAGGUUUUGUUUUCCAUUAUGACACUAUAUCUUUCGUCUCGGUUCUAACCUUUUAGGUAGUUUGCAUUCAUUUACGAGGAAGAAGAGGUCGCGCCAACAGGCAGUGCCUGCGGCAUUGUGUUAUAUUAUAUGCGCGCGCCGGUUUUCCCUCGCGUGUGUGAUUAUCGCAUCCAUCUUGUUGUACGAGCGAUUCCGUUGACAUUAAAGCUGUUAGAGUUCCUUCGUUGUUCGUUGUGACGUUCCUGUCUCCUCAACAUUGGCGUUAUGUCACCUUCGGCUUUCACGCAGUCGACUUGUGGCAAGUCUAGUUGUGGACCAGUAAUGCUUCUCCUAUCGUGCAUUUGUUUCGAAAUGAAGUGUUGUCAUGACAAACCUCUGUUGAGACGCCAACCUCCAUUAACCGUCCACUUACUGGUACCCCGAGGGUGGCCACUUAAUGGAAUUUCAACUGUAUUAUUAAAAGUGUGAUUUAAUUCCUGUACAUUAAUACAAUGUUUAAUAUGGUACAACACAGGUUGAAGAAAGGCAGCCAAGGCUAAUUUGGACCUACCUAACAACAUGGAAACCUAAAGUUAAAUCUGACUACAGUGAAAAAUGAAGAAGUCUAAUGUCAUUUACAAUAUUUUUGUUCAUACACUAUAGAUUCAUCGACACAAUCAGUUAUGCCAAAAAGAAAAAUGACAUUUUGUACAUAAAAGUAAAUCUAAAAUAUUUUUUGUACUCUUUGAUUUAUAGACCUGAUUAUAUUUCUCGUUUGGAUGACUUGUCUUUUGACAUGUAUCAGGUGAGACUGAACAUCCCUUGCAAUAAAAUGAACACUUACUGGCUGGUCAAUAUUUCCCUUAGCUCCGAUCCGCCCCGCGCAUUUUUGGAGAAUAAUGUUCCUCCAUAUAACAAUAAUUUGUUGAUGCUUUAAUUUUUUCACGCGUGAUUUUUUCUAGGAUCCUGAAACAGCUGCCUUGAUAAGAAAACUCAAUGACAAGAAACAAGAAGCAGUUCAGCGUAAGAGCUUGAAAACCUUAUUGCACUUUUCCCAAAGAAAAUCCUUAUGUUUUCAGAGAAAGUCAGUUGGUUAUUCUUCUUUUCACAGGAUAGUGACAUGUCUUGAUGUCCUUUCAUUUUGCAGUGAAACAGCUUUUGCUUGAGAAAACAGCCGACAUUUUGCGACAACGCCAAUAGUUUCCCCGGGCUCAGAAACUCCAUAAAUUCCUUACUGAUGACGUGUAACUACCCUGAUAUAGGUAUUUCUUCUGAUUGGUUGAAAAUUUGCCCCAUCCAAUCAGAAGCACUAACCAGAUCUGGGUAGUGACACGUCAUCAGGAUGGAAUUUCUGCGCUCGUUUCUCAGAUGUCAUUUCGCGGGGAAACUUGUGAUGACGUCGCGAAAGGUUGGCUGUUUUCACAGGCUGUAAUGAAGUGUUGAAGAAAACUUAGUUUAGAGUAUUCAGCACUUUACCCAGAGAAUGUCACCAAAUGAUUUUAAUUCUAUUCUUAUGUACUGUACAUUAACAGAGGAAAGAUACGACUAUGCUAAGAAGCUGACGGCCGUCAUCUCAGACUUGUAUAAGGUUUGUAAAACCAAAAUUUAAAAUUCAUUUUAUAAUACACUGGCCGAGGUAUUUUAAGAUGUUUUGUAGCUAAUGUACCUGAAAGGAAACUCAUCCUAGCCAAGGUUGAGCUCAUUUUGAAUUUUGAUAGUAUUUUCUCAUGUUUGGUUUGUUUGUUUAGUUUGUGUUUUCAUAUUCCCUCCUUUCGAGUUCUUGUUGUAAAUUACAAAAGGAGGUGUUUGUUUUUUGUUGAAAGGUUGGCGAGAGACUUGGUCGUUAUGAAGUCGAAAAGAAGAAAGCUGUCGAAAUGGAGAAUUAUGAUCUUGCCAUGGAAAAGAAAGUAUGUUCACAUCCUUUUUACAUGUGUAUCAUGGCUCCAGAAAUGUCCCCUCCUGAAAAAGUAGAUUUUCGUCCAGGCACGUCAUCUUGUGGCUAAAUCAUUAGGAAACUAAAGCAACCUCGACGGCGCCGGGGUGAAAACGUGACUUAAUUUGAUUUUCUGUUUCUGGCAGAGGCAGAGCGAUGAAUUCCGUUUGUACGUCUACAAACAACUUGACAUUCAAGAGCUGUUAGAGCUAGAUGGGGUAAGAUUCAACAUAUGGUUAACGUUGGAGGUGGGUGCGCGGCAUGUCCAAGGGCUUCCACUUUUGGCAAAGCUAGCCCUUAGAUAGAUUUACACCCCCAUGGCUGGUAAACCGGCGCCUUCAGCCAUGAGCCGCCACGCCAAUGGAACCAGGCACCUGUCACACUGAUUUAUCAGUGGAAUGAAGCAGGGGAGGGAUUGGGGUAAAUGAAUGAUUUAUAACGACGAGAGUGGCCGCUAGGAAACGCUGUACUAAUAGGAGUAUGAUGCUAGCAGAGCUGACCACGCAUGCGUAACCACACUGACCGCUGACCUACAACACGCGACGGUGCUCCUUUAACUUUAUGAGAAGUCUCUGGAACCCAGGGUAGUUGAGUCGCACUCGUGAGCAAAUUGGAAUCAGAUUCCUAAGCGAAUGCAAAAACGAAGACGAUUUCGGAAAGGACGAAUAUGACAGAAUCAGAAACAAGAACGCGUGGAGCAGAAGGUUAUCCUAUGUUUGUGAUUCCAUUGCUUGUCUCGAAUUUCGCUAUGGAACUUUUUGGGGGGACGAAUUUUGACACAGUGUUCUGCGCAACCUCGUAAUAGCCAACUAAGAGGAGAUGACGUCCUCAAAACUAACCUCACGCACAGUCGUCCUCAAGGCUUCGUUUCGCGUUCCUCCGUUCAGAGCUGCACUCUACUACUAUAGUGUAGUUAACUUAGACUUCUAUUUAUCUUAAUCUAACUGAAAAGUAAAAGUUGUGAAAAGAUCAAAAUUCCCUCCUCGUCUGUCAUCUUGAAAAUGUUGGUUGGUUUUGAAACAUGAUUGAAAUGCCAGUCAUGGCUGUCCUAAUAUAAUUAAUGGGAUAAUUCAGACUGUCAGUAAUGGUGUAGAAGAGUUUCCCCAGUCUUUAAUAUACGCCUCAAGGUUUACAGGUACAAUAUUUAUUGAACAGUACAAUGCUUAUUUUUGUCUCUUUUCUGUGCAGCGGCUGUCACAUGAACACAAGCCAAUAAACAUAAGUAAGUAUAUCAUCGCAUUUCGAUGUUGUCUCUUUGUAAGUCGUGAGGAUGACGUUGAGAUUACGUUUGGAAUAUUUCGCUCUGAAGACUUCUUUGGUUUGAAUCCAAGUCUUAAUUGUAACUAAAGUUUCUUGAUAACUCUAUCUAUGGGUCUCUGAAAUUCUUAUCCUCAUGUUUACAAAACUCCUUAAGAAUAAAUGAACUUCUGUCACUUUUAAUUGUCAUGGCAUUCUCAGCGUAUUUUUUGACGUUUUCAGCCCCACCACCCCUCCCUCCCAUAGCAACAGAUCACAGUCGCCAGCCUCCUCCCCCUCAACAUCAAGAGGAAGACAAAAGAACACCGCUCCCGCUGGCACCGAUAAGAGAGCGAUAUUCACCGCAAGAGGAGACCCCACCUGCCAUUAGUCUCAGAAAGGUAUCGCCUCUAAAAAUGCCAUUAUACAGUCUACUCUCUCAUUGCGACCACUUGGUAGAAGGUCGUACUUUAUACCGCUUAACAUGGCCCGAACCUAUUAAUUAGCGUGUUGGUCACCUUUUUGAAUGGCGCUUUUCAGCGGGAAAGAUUCGAUUUCGUAUGAUUUUUGGCCCCCUUAUAAACAAUGGUGGGACGUUACGAAAAUGUUAUCAAGUUUCUGACCAUAGGUAUGGAAACCAAAAACGAAAACGUUCAAGAUUUAAGUUACAUUGACACGAUUACGUUGAUUACAUUGCCACGACAGAUUUAGGAUGCAUAAGUUGCUGGCAGCUACAUGUAGCUAGUUUGCUAAACUGCAUUUAGCUUGAAGUACACGUAGUUUUUAUUAUAGAGGCAUAAUUUGAUUUGAGAAAAUGAAAUAAGCAUUUUAGUCAUAAACAUCCCUCCUUGUCAAGCAGUUAUGCGCCUUAUGAAUACAUGUAUGUUGACAAUAGGUGUUGUUUCUCUAUUUAGUUACAACAGCUAAAAUUAAAAUUCCUUCCACAGGAGGAUCUUGCUGAUGAUCGGCCUCUCCCAGCAUUAAACAACAAAAGGUAAGAUUAAUCUGUUCCGCCUUGUUGAACCGCUUUUCACAGUCACACCAGGUCAAGCGUACCCCUUAGAUUGUAUUAACGAAUCGAUUAUUUGAAAAGUGAAUCCGUUUGUCGUUGCUGCAACUAAUAUCAAAUUCAAAUCUGCAUCUCAAUGCGUCAUGAGCAGUGAAUUUUUUUAACACAACUUCUCUGUAUCCGGUCAGAUUGAAAAAAAAAAUCUUUGAAUGAUUGAAGCAAGAAUGAUUGAAGAAAGAGAUUUCAGACUCCAGAUAAAACUUUUAGCACACACAAGCUUCCGAUUCCGUCUCGGAAUCUUUACCAAGUGAUGUAAGUCGACGUUUUUUCACGUGAUAUAUACCGUUAAUCACGUGACAAAACGUCUGGGACACCGGUUACGAGCUCCCCGCGAUCUACCGGGACGUUUUCGCUCGUGAUUCACAGUAAAAAUCACGUGACAAAACGUUGAAUUGCAUCACUUGGAAAAGAUUCCGAGAUGGAAUCGGAAGCUUGAGUGUGCCAAAAGUUUUAUCUGGAGUUUGAAACCUCGUUUAUGUUAUUUACAAACUUCUUAUUGAAAGAAGUGAACUAUUGAAAGAAACAUUGAUAUAAACGUGUCAUAAAUGCGUUGUGUUUUACUUUUAUUCUGCUAGACCCACGGAAAUCGAACAAGAAGGGGAAAGUCCCACGGAAAAUGUUACAAACUCAGGUCCGACCAGGUUUAUCCGUUCUCGCUAAACUUAUCUUUAUCUAUAGUAUUAUUUUACUUUUUGCUAGGCUUUUAGUCAUUGGAAGGAAUUUAUAAAACUGUUUUUCUUUGAUUAAAGGAAUUGCGCAGGGAACAGACUUCCAAGACAUGGAAGUAUUUCGAGUUCUUGGAUGUUGAUGAUGUUGCUGUUUCUUUUUGUCGCCAGCUUUUAGUCCGUUGAAGUCUCAAUGCUUAAUUGUCGUCUUUUUGUGAUAAUUUAAGUGUCUUGUCUUAACAAUCGUGGGUAGAACAAUUAACAUUCAGAGCUGGCUGGAAUUCGCAAUAGAUGAAAUUUCUUUGUUUCUCCAAAGCCAAAUCUUCGCAGAUCGUCUUCGAAAGUCCCUCUGUUUAAAAUUGUUUUAAAUGUUUAAACCCUGAAAGAAGUGAUGUAAUGACACUGUUGCCUCACCAGAGAUGCAAACUCCAAUCGUAGAUAGCUACGCAUAUACACCUGUAACAAUAAUUGUUAACAUUGAGGCUUUCUUUGUCGACAGAUGGUCCCGAGCCUCUUAAAGAAAAUGAUCUUAGAACUGCGUCACUAAUCAUCGAAGUUUUUGGAGAAAACCUGGUAAGUACGUUAAGCCAUUGUGCACUUAAAUGAAUGGGUACCCAAAAAGUUAACUUUGCUCGUUCAUACUGUGACGGUUGUUUGAUUUGUCUUUUAGGUACAGCAUGCUUAUUCCAAACAGUGGAAGUAUCGCCAAGAGGCCAUGGAAAAUGUUGACAGGGAAUUGACCGCUGACGUACCCGAACUGACGUCAGACAAAGAUCCCAAGACUGUUGUCAAGGCAACUGUCCUUCUAAUUCAGAAGAGAAUCAAUGAUCAAGUGUUUUCAGUAAGACUGAAAAACCUUAGUCAUCCAAAAUAGUUGAACACUAACGAAGGUAUCGCUACACAAAGACGCGAAAUUUUACAGGCAUUUGUAUCUUGGGCGGGCAUUUGGUGCCUCCGAUACAAACUUCUGUAACAUUUUGCAACUUUGUAGAGCCAUAUCUUCACUCUUUUCUGACGUAUCACCCUCAAACUUGACAAGUGUACCAAUGUAAAUGCGUUCUUGCCAGCGGUAUGCAUGGAUUUAUACCAACUGGUUCUUGUUACUGAAAGGUUGUGAAAAACCGUGGAGCGUCUAUUAUUGCGGGCCGUUAAGUUACCUUCCACUUUGCAACCUACAGACCUUCAUUCUUUCCUUGCACUGUCCCAGAGUGGAAUCACUGCUCCCUCACAUUCGGAACGGUUCUUCUGUUGACUGCUUUAAGUCUCCCCUUAUGCGAGACCAAGAAAUUAACGAUUUAAUCACUAAAAGUUAUUACCAUUAGUAAAUAACCGCUGACCGUUCCCUAUGCAUGUAUAUCCCAUGUGGGAGUUUUGCAAUGUAUUAGAUUUAGAUUGAGCUGCAGUCACAAGACUGAUAACGAGUACGAUUUUUCCAACCAAGUUCAAGGGUAAACUCGUUCUCUUACUCCAUUACGUUCUCGUUCGUUUAAUUUUGUUUUUUUUGGUUAAAAAGCAAACAAACAGAACAGAACAACGGAAAAACAAGCAAACAAUUGCAAAGGUCACAUCGUUAAUUGGAAGCAUAUUAAUAGAGCUUUUUAUCGUGUGUCUCACAUGUUAAAUUCGUUUUGCAAUACGACAAUUUGAUAUUAUGUUUAUACGAAAACGGGGAACGGGAAAAUUGCCAAUGGAAACAAAACCUAAAUUAAACCUUGUCCCUAUCAAUAACUUCAUCGUACAUUCUCUGUUAUGUUUCUAUUUUUUAUUUUCCCGUUUCCCGUUCUCCGUUUUCCGUUUCCCGUUCCUCGUUCUCCGUGCCCCGAUCUCCUUUUUAGUAACAUCCAUUUGAAUAUAGAAAAUUACAUAUUUUAUCUUAUUCUUUGAUUCGUAACGCUGAAAUGUCUUGUUCCUUAGGUAUUUAAUACCUGCCUUGUGGUAUUACGUUCACUGAUCAAGACCUACAUUCCUCAUCACAAGUAAGACUUUUUAACAUUCUCUUUGUCAGCCACGGUAAACUAUUCAUAGCUAUGUUUUCCCCAUGGUUUUCAGUAACAUUAUUACUACCGGAUUCAUAGAUGAAACAAGAGGACAUGAGGAGAAACAACUCUUCGCCACACACUCGCUUCCCAGAGGUGGUUGAAAGUGGAACCUUUGAACGUCAUUUCCCCGAGUUCCCUAAGGCCUGUUUCUCAAACGUCUUGGUAACUUUUCGGGCCCGUAAAACUGUUUUGUGUUUGCCGUGUUUACAUUCAAGAUCAAAAUUUCAAUAAUUUUGAAAAUGAUGCAAUGACACUAUCAGUCAACGAAGCAAAAUUGACUAAGAACUGUGCUACUAUUCUACAAGUCUUGAUUUUAAAAUUUGCCUUUGGGCCUGAAACAUUUCCUGGCCUUUCGAGAAACGGGGAACCGGACUCGAAAGGCCUUACCGGGAAGGUCUAUUAAGGCGUUGAAACACUCACAAAGAUUUAAAUGUAAGGGUGAGCAAACCAAGGCUUAAUUCUUCAGAAAACAAUAUGCCUUUUCUAAGUUGCCCCAAGUCUUUAUUUCCAAGCGGGGCUAAGUGCAAAGCCAUUGAUAUGAAAAUUUUCUAUAGAUAGUUUUCACUGUCACGCAAAAAAGGAUAAAUUAGAAACUUUCCAGUGGAAGAAGCCAAGAAAAUGAAAUGUUAUAAAAGACUAAAAUAUAAACGAUUUGUCGCAGUUUCAGGUCUUUGAGGGCCACAGUUUCUGAGUUAUUUGCGGAAACGUUUCAUGCACCUUUGAAGAGCUUUGUAUGGAGACGCCAUAUUGGUGCACCGUUUUGGUCCACCAAUAUGGCCGCCGGAAAUCAACAAAAACUUCUGGAGUUCAUUUUUUCUAGAAAAGCACUUUCUUUCACUCCAGAACUAGCAUACGUGCACAUAAACAUAUCUUCUAAUACUUGAAAUGGUAAAAAAAAAAAAUGAAAAAUCAAGAGGAGAGACUUUUUUUCAACAAGACAGCAUUCCUAUUGUGGUGUCACGCUCUGUAAAAACUCGGAAGUUCAAAUUGCUGUAUUUUCGAAAUGAUAUAUACUACGGGAAUGGAAACUGGUACAAAGAUUUAUUUUUUGUAUAUCUUCAACCUAGUGUAAAUAAGAAUUCGUAAAACCUCGCUAUUUUGACUUUACAAUUUGAUGACGUCACAGUGAAAACCAUUUAUUCUCAAUGAUGCAAAUACAGUCAAACCCCCUGAUUAUUACAGACAGUUUGCUUUGUCCCAGGGGAAAGAAAGCCCUUACUUUUUCUCUAAAUUCAACCCUUUUAAAAGGGACACCCUAUGAACUUUCUAUGGCCCCCUCAGCGUCCGUACUAAGGGGAUAUUACUGUAAUACUCAUUUGCACAAGAUAGGUUUUGUACUUACCCUCGUUUUGAAAGUGAGAUUUUUUGGAACUCGGAAAUGACCUAUUAGUGUUCCAUGAGGCCACCGGACCGGUUUACGGUCAAGUCGCAGAAAUGCUGAGUUAUCUGACUCGAAAUUUUAUCGUGCUCAACAAUAUCCUAGCAUCCCUAUUACCAUUUGCCCCGCUUGUUUCUUCUGAUCGAAGGUUUCUAGAACGAGAUAGAUCACCGCGCUUGUUUCGUUGUUAAUCAAGGGAUAAAGAGCGAGAUAUUAUUACACAUUUAUACUGCAUGUUACACAUUAAUUCCGCUUGUUUCGUCGCAUGAUGUUUUAAAAAACAGAUAUAUAUUAACACACACUCUUUAUUUAACAAAAAUUAACUCUGUUUCUCUGUGCACUUCACCUGAUAAAAUUCGGUCGACAUGACUCCGCAUUUAGGGCGACUUAACUCUGGUUACGGGCGACAUAACUUCGAGCGACAUGACUUUCUGGCGACUUGACCGGUUACCCACCGGACCAUCUGCCGCCCUCAAACGAAACCUGUGCUUAUAUGAUGCGAUGAUUCGUUUUGUUUUUUUUUUUUGGCACAAUAAUAGGGCCAAAAUACCUAGAAUUUGCUGUUCCUUAUUGAUUUAAUAGUCAAACCUAUUGAUAAACAAUUGUUUUAUCUUCUUUCAGGAUCGUCAAAUCAGAAAUGUCACAUGUCUUGGAAAAGGUAAUACCUUGUGAACGCUUGUUAUACUUUUAGAAAAUAAGUCAUUAUUAACUUGAAGUUGAUGAGAUAGAAAACAGUAGUCAAUGUUAAGACGAAAAUAUUGUUUUAAAAGUAAUUGUAAGUAUAUAGCUAUCUUUUGCCUUGGUUGCUGUGUUGGAUGGGAGUGGUUGUAAUGGUUGUGGUUCGGGUGAUAAACAUUCGUCGAUAUGGCCAUGAUAUGUUCAGUUUUCAUAAUUACACAUGUGAAAGUAUAAAUUAACGCUGAAAUUUAGCGCCAAAAUUACAGAGUAAUUUGUCACCCAUGAUAUUAAAGAUUUAUCUUAUCAAAAAGCAUCAUUUCUAUGAAUAAUGCCGUCCAUAUUUUUCCUUAUCUUGUUGCUAGGUAACUCCACCUCUUUUAACCAAGUCUGGUGAAAUGGUAAGUGAGUGUGUAUGAUUUGAUCAAUAGGAGAAUAUGAAGGUGCUUUUGAAGUUUACAGAUUAAAUAUAGCACAUGCACAGCUUAUUAUUGUGUAUGUGAUUGGAGUUUGCAAGGUUUGCAGUUCACGGUUGUGUUUAGAUUGUUGAGAAAAUAAGACAACAAGAAUCAUGAAAUUAACUUUGGCUUCCCGGUUGGUCGUAAAAACCGGUCUGACAAUAAUGUUUUUUUUUCAGGCCGCCAGAAGUCGUGAUGCUGCCACUGCUAUGAUCUUGGAAUUAGCUGUACACAAAGACAUCAAGGUUUGUAACUAGCACAGGAGCGUACAGGUUCGAUAAUUGUCUCCUUACUGUUGUCUUGUAGCCUGAUGUAAUUCUUUUUGCUUUUUAUAGCCACUUGGUGUUAUCCCAGACAUUGUAACACGGCCUUUUAAAGGAAAACAGCAAGUUACAGUGAGUUAAAUUUAAAUAGCACAUGAAUUAAAAGGAACUUUUAUGUUCAUUUUAGCUAAAUUCAGCCGUAAGGAAUUUGGUACCUAAGCAGGCGUAGGCAAUUCCUGACAGAUGCCACCUGAGUUGCUCCACAAAAAGUACGAAAUGGCAUCUUUCCCACUAACACGAGACAUUCAAUGUAGAAAGUUUAUUUAGGAUGCGUCACUCAGUCAUCUGAUGCAGAUGUAUCCUACGGUAGUUGUAUUGCAUAAAUGUUCCAAAAUUCUAUCAUAUGUUCUAAGUUAGACUGACAUGUGCCACACCAGAUACGAAGAACCACUGAAAAACCACCCCUAAGAAGAAGACAUAAAAUCUGUGGAAACGUAUUCGACGUAGAUGGCUAAAUACCUUAUUUCAUUUUUAGACUACUCUCCAAAAAGAACGAAUUCCAAUAAAAGAGUGCAGGACCAAAUGCCUAAAUAGAUAGCCUGCGGUGACCCAAAUAUGGAUAUUCCGAACACGAAAGAAUAUGAAACCUCGGUAAAGACAAAAAACAACCACGACGACUAAGCUGACGGAGAAUGGCACAAAUCUCGCACCAAACCAAAGUCCGAAAACUACCCCACGAACCUUCGCGUGCUUCUUAACUAUGCCUUCAGAAUAUUUAAAAUUCCUGACUAAUUCGUCCCCAUGUCUCUCAAACGUCAGAAAUUACAUUUUCCGUAAUCUUAUUUAACUCUGCAAAAGGCGUACCCAGUUACCAUCCUAGUUAUAAUUUUUUAGUUAGCGCUGGCUACUUAUUUUUAUAUUUUCUCGCUUAACCUGUGUUAUUUGAAAUUGCAGGCAAGAAUGUACAAGAGUAGGAUAGAGAUAAUUGAAAAACUCGUAGGAGUUCUUGAGUUAGACUCUGACAAAAAUGGGUAAGUUGGAAGUAUGAAAAUGGAUUCCCUUUGUCGCGUAAUGUUUGAACCCUAUUCCAACAGAUACAAAAUUUUUGUCCAACAAAACAACAACACUGCUGGGUCGUGUUUGUUCCUUAAGAACAAGCCAAAAAGUUUAAACCUGAUCCAACAGCAUCCAUGACUGUUCAAGGAUACAAUUGAGACCUUUAGAUUCGAAGCCGAAGAUUUUUUUCGCAUAUUCGCAUAUUUUUAGAGAUGAAAAAAACAACAACAAAGCCGAUUCUUUCUUUCGACUUAAUUUCAAUCAGGGGCGGAUCCAGCAUUUUUUUUUAGGAGGCGGUGCACUCUUCUCUUGCUCUACUUCAACACCAAUAAACCACAUAGUUUUUUUUUGCAGAAUACCAGUUGUAUUAGAAAACCACAGGUCAUCGGGGGGGGGGGGUGCGCACCCCCUGCACCCUCCCCCUAGAUCCGCCCCUGUCAAUGUCUCAUUGACGUGGAUAACAGGGAAAAAUAGACACCCCUGAAAACUCAAUUUUACUGUUUUUUAGCAGAAGCGUUACUAGUAACACAGUUUUUUUUUAUUGAAGGUGUUCAAAACCCUCUCCCGAUCGCAAAAUGAUAAAACUUCUAACAUGUGUUAAAUUGCUUCCGUCACUGCAACAUUCUUAUUAGAACUCGUAAUAGAUUGACCACAGCUAUCACGUUUUCCCGCCAAAAUGACGCUGGUUCACGCGCAAGCACUACUAAGUACUGAGAAAAUCUCGUACUCGAUUUUAGUUGUCCUCGUCUUGGAAUCUAAAGCUCUCUUAUAAGAUUUCAAGUUGCUAAGCGUCUGCAGUUAGAAGGUAGAGUAUUGAACAGCUGGGAAAUUCUUCUGUUCUUGUUUUUCUUUUGUUUCCAAUGAAAGGAGUUGGGGUAAUGUUCUAUAGCAGCUGAGGUCGGAAAUCCCCGGCCCCCAUCCUGGCGUCGACGCCACAUGAGGGUUGAGUUUGUUGUUGGUUCUCUCCCUUGCUCCGAGAGGUUUUUCUCCAGGUACCCCCGUUUUGCCCUCUUCUUGAAAUCCAACAAGUCCGAAUUCCAAUUCGAUCUGGAACGCACGGACAUGUUGUGCUCCGUGGGUAAACAAAUUAGAAUUAAUUAUUUCUUUUUGUUGCCAGGAGUCUUUCCACUGGAAACAUAAUGAGGGUAAAAUUAUUUCGUUGAUUUCUAUGGUAGUUUAGUAUGAUAGUUUUCUCUCAGUGGUAGAUACGUUUGCACUUCAAGAUGGUUUAUUUAAUAGUGACUGUUUCCUUGAAUCACCAUCCCUUCUCUCGAUCAAAAUAGCAAAUAGGCGUCCCCGACCCUCUAAUUAAUGCCCCCCGCCGUCCUAACGUUCUUAAAUAGAAAGGAAUCGCGUUUUGAUCUGCGACAAUAGUACCAUCUCCUUCAUUAGGGCAGUUCCUGUUAUUCGCUAUCUUGUGCAUUAAUAAAUUUAUAUAGCCCAACUAAAGUAAUUCCUUGUAGAGGACACUUAAUACCCCAACACUUCUUUGAAUAAGGGCCGUCUCUUUUGCCCAAGUUUUAAAUAAGCGCUCGGGUGGUUAGGGAAGACUGUAAAGGGUCUUCCUUAUUUUCUCUCUUACCAGGUUGUUUUACCCGCGCUCGAACACACUAGCGGUGAUGUGAGGGAUCCUGCGUGUCGGUUGAUUCUUGAGCUGUACAGAAAGGUGAAUGCAGUGUUGAAUGUUUUAUUACAGUUUUAUACUCAAACUAACACAAAUGGAUGAAGAAACUAUUAAAGCAACGGCUUACAAAAUGAAAAAAGAACGAGGCGAAUCGAAAUUUCCACCGAGUCAAGCAACAGCUCGUUCAGACGAGUUGUGUAAUGACCAUUCUUUUAGUAUUUACCUUAGCUAACUUCAUUCUGGAUUAGUUCUCUGUGGGGGAAGUUCCAGUAAGAAAAAUGUUACAAGUGAGAAGCUAGAGAAGCAAAUAAAUGCCCAGGAAUUGCCGUAUUCAUGACAAGCCAAUAAUUUAUUAUCUACUAGUAAUAACCAAAGGUUACGUAGUGCGGGCGACAGCGAUCGAAGAUCAAACCGCUUUUGCUCCAGCGCUGUGUUUUGUAUAGGUUUCACGUGACAGAUGGUCAAAACACGCGUGAUCAGAUUACGAGGGGUAGAAGGUCGAAACGCGCUUGUUCAAAUUGCGUUCUGUGCAUUCCAUUCAUUCUUAGUGGAAGUUCAAACGAAUGUUUGCUACAUACAUGCGACGCAUGCGCAAUAACAACCUGGAGAUUAGGAUUGCAGGCUUCUCUUGUCGCCCGCAACUAGAGUUUCAACUGAAAAAUUUCCACAAAUAUAAACCACUGAACAAUUUUAAAGUUACCAAAACUGAUGUGAACUGAGGUGAAUUUUUGUUACCAGUAUUGUGGACCGUCUUCCACAGUCAGAUGUAAGAAUGCAAAGAAGACCAUCACAGUUAAACACGCAAGUUAAUUAUGCAGUUGCCAAAAGAAUAUCUUGUAGCCGGGGACUAAAGAAAUAAAUGCAAAGAAGAUCAUGGCAGUUAAAGUCGAAACUUAUUCAGUUCUCUCCCAUUUUUUUUCUCCUUCUGGUGAAAAAAAAAAAGAGAAAAUUUACACGCCCAUGAAAGGACGAUUUUUAUCACCGAAGAUAAACGCGUAGAUUUAGUGUGGAUUCAUUAUUUCAUAUCUUCGUAAAAACGCCAAAACAGUUACAUACAGAAAAAUACAUAGAUACAUUAAUUAACAAUGAGGCUGAGUAUCUUAUGAAGAAUUAUGGGGAUCGAGGAGGGUGUUAUCCGUCGAGGCCGUAGGCCGAGGUGGAUAACACCCUCCGAGAUCUCCAUAAUUCUUCAUAUGAUAGGAAAGCCGAAUUCAAUAAUUGUUUUAUUAUUCAUUCAAAAUAAUUCCUAGUUUAAAAACAAAGCUAAACAUGCUUACCUCCAUCGAUGUUAAGUUCACCUUCGAUAGUGCGCGUUUAGAGUUUUUCAGCUCCGCAAAUGUUCUCCAAAUAGCAGAUGUCGCCCUUCGAGUUGUGUUCUUGCUGUUCUUGCCAUGUUUUUAGCUAUAAUUUCGCCUAGUUCUUACUCUUGAAACGAGUAAAAUGUCCGCCAUUUUUUUGUUUUCACAACCAAAACAACUCAAUCUCCUCCCCAGGUCUUCUCGGUUAACGGUGCCUUUGCCUGCAAGAACGCUGCAUUUUUGACGUCAUUUCCUCGUUAAACACAAAAUUCUUCCAAAUUUGGUCGUCAAUAACUGGUUAUGGUGAAUUAUGCGUGUGGUUUUACUGAGCCAUAUCAGAAUCGGGGAAAUAUUUUGAAGAAAUAAUAAUUUCUCUUAUUAUGCAUUCAAAAUAUUUCCCCAAUUCUGAUUGAUUAAAAGCACGCACCAUAACCAGUUACUGAUGACCAAAUUUGGAAGAAUUUUGUGUUUAACGAAGAAAUGACGUCAAAAAAGCAGCCCACUACAGGUUAAUGCACCGUUAACCGAGAAGACCAGGAGAUGAUGAGUUGUUUUCGUUGUGAAAACUAAAAUGGGGACACUUCACUCGUUUCAAGAGUAAGAACUACUGCUGGAACUAGGCGAAAGAAUGGCUAAAAACGUAGCAAAAACAGCAAGAAGACAACUCGGAGGGCGACAUCUCCUAUCUGGAGAAUAUUUGCGGAGCUGGACAAACCUAAACGUGCACUAUCAAAGAUGAGCUUAACAUCGAUGCAGGUAAGCAUGUUUUAGCUAUGUUUUUAAACUAGGAAUUAUUUUGAAUGAAUAAUAAAGCGAUUAAUGAAUUCGGCUUUCGUAGGAUAUGAAGAAUUAAGCGGAUCGAGGAAGGUGUUAUCCACCUUCCUCGAUCCGCUUAAUUCUUCAUAUCCUACGAAAGCCGAAUUCAUUACGUGUUAAAUAUACCCUCAGUCCUGCAACCCAUUAUGUGUGUACAUACUUCUUGUCGCAGGUCAAAGAUAAAGUUCGUGAUUAUCUGCCUCCUGAUGAACCAGCCACCAGGAAAAACCCGCUGUAUAGAAACCUGUUUGACGGGUUUGACAAGAUUGAUGGCAAGCCUACAGAGGCAGAGAGAAGGGUUUGUCUAAAAAUGUUUUGUUUAAAAGUAAGGGAUAAAGAGGAUAUUUAAGGACUAACGCUAUUUUAUCUAAUGUUCAUGUAUUUACAGGCUCAAGCUAAAGCUGCUACUGAGAAUUCUGAGAAAGCCAAACAAGCCGAGGUAUAGCCCCACUAUCCAAAUACAAAUUCUUCAGUUUCAUCUCCAUAAAUUUCCGCAAAGAAUUAGUCAAGAGAAUAUCAGAGCGUUAUUAUGACUAGUAUAACACUUCGCAUUAUCGGAAAUGAAACAAGAACAUUUCCUUAACAAGAGAUAUCCCACAAUUUUAAGCGUUGAAUUUAUUAUGUCUUUACCUUGGAUUGCGUGCAUUUUUUAUUAAAAUCCCGAGAGUAUGAUCAGCGACCCACCCUCCCCACCCCCAGAUAUGAUGAGCGAUGGACCACCCAUCACGCCCACCUGUGGACAGCAACCAUUUUCACCCCUCCAGAUCCCAUUGUGUAUUUUUGUGCAUUUUACGAGGUUAGAUUAAUAUCGGUAGCUAUUUUACGUCUGUUAAAUCCAACAAUUUUACUCCUAGAAUCAAACCCCAGAAAAUUCGAUUGUUCUGUUUUCCUUCUUAGAUCGCAGCGUUACAGGCCCAAUUGCAGGCGCUAAGAGACAUGGCUGGGGUAUGUAUAGCCAUGUAUGAUUAUUUUAUUAACCUUCAAUAAAAUAGAAGCUUUUUCAUCAUUUUAGUGACUGGUUUAAACGAAGUCGGUCAAUUUUCCUUUAAUUUGUUAUUCCUUAAUCUUUGACCGUUAACCCUUAAGCGUUGUAUUGGAAUAUUUUCUAAAAUAAGAUACUUUGUUAGGCAACAAGUCCUUAUUCAGUUAUAUUACUCACUAAUUUAUCCCUUCUUGGUUUAUAGCUUAAUUAACUGGGGAAAUACAUAUCAAACCUAUCUAAGGCCACUUAUUAUCCUCCAGAUUAAAGCAGUAAGGAUAAUUAUCUUCUCUGAUUAUAAAUCCCAUUCUUGUCCUCUCUUACAUGAGCAAAGGCUACUUAAAUUAUGUGGUUUAAUAUAUAUAGACAAUGCUUUUUUUAUGUACGACUUACUCAAACAGGUUCCUUAGUAAAUAUACUUUUAAACCAUGAAAAAAGUACACCAAUAUGAAACCAGACCGACCUCUAACGCUUCCCGAAGAUGGUCGUUAAAAAACAGACUUGGUGAUGGAAUGAUAAAACAAUUAUUAAGCUCGGUUAUCGAAAAAUAUCGCGAUUUGCCAGUGUCUCGCACAUCAAUUAUUUGUCUCAGCCUUCGGCUUGGGCAAAUAAUUGAUCUGCUCGCCACUGACAAAUCACGUUGUUUUACUCAACCUCGUCCAAUAAUUGUUAAUUAUUUCCUUAUAGCUAGGACCAUUGUUCAUUCUUACCUGACGCACAAGUGGUCUUGAUCUUUGUCGGACGUUCAUAACCAACCUCUUUAGGGAUUAUACGAGGUUAUAUAAUGUUUGUUCUCUCUGGCAACAAUCAUUUUAAGCCUGUUUUUCACUAGUUUCGGCGUCGUAAUCGAUGUCGAAUGAGUGGUCAUGAAUUAGUGAAUGUCGUAAUCGUAAGCGGAGUUAUUUCUGAAAAAUAAACCAACCAAUAACAGUGCUUUUUCCCGGUUCCUGAUUAUUUAUGGAAGCGAAAAGCUGUUUAUAGCUAAAUUUUCCUCUUGACGCUAAUCGUUAACUACCACAUUGUCUGAAAAAGAAAAAUAUGCACGCUGGCUUCAUCGAAGGCUGAACUUAACUGUGAUGUCCCUUAUUUUAUUUUUUUAUCUUUGUUUUCAGGCGGCAUCUGCUAAACCAGCUAGUUCAAAGCCAGCAAAAGGUCAGUAGCCAGUCUAUGUGAUACGAAGCAUAAGGGAGAGUUAGCAAAGGCAACACGAUAGAAAGGUUUAGGCUCUGUUCUCAGGUAUCAGAAUAUUCUAUUGUGUUGCGUUGGCUAAAUCUCCCUUUUCGCAGCCGUUGUACAGCCGUUGUCGUCGUGGUUGAUCUGCCCUUUUGACUUGGGCCAAUAAAUUUUAUCAAUGUUUGUUUUUACUUGCGACCGAGUUGGCGUCGCUACUAAAUUCGUUUGCUCUGCGAAAAUCGGAAGAAUCAGAAAGUUUUUAUUUCCUUCCGAGUCGGCUUGUAAAAGACCACCCGGCCAAUCAAAAUGCUUGUUCCCGCGUUUUGUGAAAGGUCUUGUAUUCCACUUUUGCUUACAGCUUGGACAGUCCGGUUUUCGUUUCAUCGGCGGAGAAGUAGGCGGAAUUGGAGCUCCGUUUUCACUUGCGCACGUCCCUAGCCCCAUUAUUGCACACGACUUAUGCGUUUCGGGUCACGUGCUAGAAGCGAGUCUCCUCGCCGUUCCUCUCGGCUCAGUCGCUGAUAUGCUUUGACCGAGAGGGCCUGGCAAGACGCCGUGUAGGGACUAGGCAGUCGACUAGGCAACGUUUUCAGUAGAUUAUAAGGCUUUUGAUGCCGACUCGGUAGUAAAGGCUCGUCUUUGGAGGAGAUAUUUGGAGGAGGGAUAAAGUAGGAUGUUAAGGAUUUCAAAAGUCGCCUUCAGCUGUAGAAAUAUCCAACUGGUUUUGAAAAGAUAUCUUUCUUUCACUUGCGUUUUUAGUUUGCCUUGUAAGAGGGUGCUUACGGUUUCCUGCAUGUUACAGUUCCUACUCCCUUGAUUAAAACAUCUGGCUUGGUGUCCCUGUAUCAAGGGAUCAUGUGACAUGCUACAGCAAUCCCGUGAAGCAUAUUGGGCUUGCAGCCCUUUAGUAGAGGCUGUAUGGCAAGUUAGUCUUCACACAAACUAAAAAUCACGUAAUCUUAUCUGACAUGCACAGUCAUUAAAUGUAUUGCGUGACAUUGCAAAAUAGCGGCUCUGAACCAUAGAUUUUCUAUUUUUCAAAUGGAUAAGUAUAUCAACGGCAAGAGCAUGAAAACUCGCAUUCUGAAUGUGCAAAAAGCUUCCAAUCAAUUCUUUCCCAUCGAUACAAAGGCAUCAUUCGCGAAGCAAGUUUUAUUAAUUCUGGUUGUUUGCUUUUUUUCUUAGAUGAGCUUGUGGAUGUAGACAGGUAAAGAACUUUUUGAUGAUGAUGAUGAUGAUGAUGAUUUAUUUAUUUAUUUAUUUGUUUAAAGAAGCAAUCUUUCGAGUCAGUAUUAAGCUUCAGGAAAUCUCUACUCCAAUUAUCGACACGACUUUCGAAAAAUGAAAUAAUGGCAUAAACCGUGUUCACUGAUAAAUUCAAGACUCUGAAAACCCACCUUUAAGCGACACAUACCCGCUUAGACCAAAUAAGGGAUUGAUCCCCUCCUCCACCCCACGGGCGUCAAUAGAGAGCUUUAGAUUUGAGGACGAGAAAGAGUACGAGUACUAGAUUUAACUUAAAGUUUCUGCGCGUGUUCUCAAAAAAGGAAAAAGACACCCUCCCGGAAAGCUUCAUUUUACUUUUCUUCACCAAAAAAGUUAUUACGGUUAUUUAUACUGAAGGAGGUUAAGCCCUCUCCCGAUAGCAAAACGAUAAAACUUCUUACUUUUGAUAACCUGCUCCCGCCACUACGACAUUUUCGCGGCCAUUUUCGCUAAAACUCGUGGUAGAAUGACGGCGGUUAUCACGUUUUCCCGCCAAAAUGACGCUGGCUCACACGUUUGCGCUAUUUAGUACUGAGAAAACCUCGUACUCGUAGUAGUCCUCGUCCUCGAAUCUAAACCUCUCUGAUAUGUGUGUGGGCUAUCGAAUUUUCUCGUGAAAGUUUUAACUUUGUUAUACAAUAUUAUUCAGGAUGUGUAUCUUCUGUGGUGAAACCAACGAGUCUUUCACAGAAGAGAUGCUAGACAUGCAUUAUUGGAAGAGCUGUCCCAUGCUGAAAAGAUGCGACCAUUGCGCUCAGGUAGUAACACUUUGCUUUCCUUCAGUGGCAGCCCCAGAAACUUGAUGGUGCAUUCCAUUGGGAUAGUCCGGAUCAGGAUCAGUGAUCCGAGAUCACUCGGAUCUGAUCGCACAUUAAUGGAACCGACAAAUCCACCUCGGGAAAGGAGUUAUCGGUUCUUUUAAUGCGUGCCAUGAUUCGCGCGAUCUCGAAUCACUCAUCCUAAUCCGGAUUACCUAAAAGGAACACACCCUUUUGUUCUCGGGAUUUUUAAGCUCUGGGAGGUUGCAGCCCUAAAGUGUCUGGAGAUUGUUUGAGAUAUCAAAUGUGUGCUAUAAGCCACUUCGGUCAAGGUUUCCGAUGACCUUUGGAAGUUGUUCGUCCAUUUUUCUAGGGUAGUUAUCCGAUUGUUACGAGUUUUUCUGUUUUGUUGUUGAACAAUUUCUUCGAAAUUACAUUGUAAAACAAAGCACUGCGGCAAAUUGUCAUCGGCAUUUGUUCCUUGAACGAAAAGUUACAGAUUUUCUCUUGUGUAACAAUGGUACCUAUAAAGGACCAUUGCAGACGUCGAAUGUCGAACUUCUCAUCUGCUAAACAUAUUGCUUAUAAGCUAGAGAAACAGCGCGUGUGAGCCUCAUCGCUUAAAACUUCAAGCAAAACCAAAAUACUCUAAAGUACUAAAAAAAAGUUAAAGAACUCGAAGACGUUGGCAAAUGUAUGCCAUUGGGUGUGAACAAGUCACCGAAUUCCUCAAGUGAGAUUGACAAUGUAACAGGAGACUUUUAGCCAAUCUAAUCAGAAGAUCUCAUAAAGUAACUUUUAUCAACCCACCCGUUCCCUUACUUAGCUUUCCCUCCCCUCCCGUUAUUCUCCCCAGGUGAUAGAAAUCUCAGGUGUGAGUGAGCAUUUACUGACCGAGUGUGAAUCCAGUGAUAAGUUCGCUCAGUGUCCGCGUUGUAAGGAGGCGAUUCCUAAAGAAGACCUUGAUGAACACUUUGCUGAGAAAAGCUGCCAGGGUAAGUAUUUAUAGUCGACUCCCGAUAACUCGAACCUUCAAGUGGAAUCGAAAAACUUUCGAGUUAAUCGGGACUGUGCAGUGAACAUUUUAUUGUAGAAAUGUUAAGUGGAGAUUGAAAGAUACUUUUAAAUUAUAAAUCAGAACGUAACGUAACAAAACAUAGCCUAAAUAGAGCAUGCGUUUUACUGUUUUGAGAAUAAAGCUGUUUUACGUAAGAUUUGUCACAAACAAUAUCAACCUCGAUUAGUAAACUACGUGCCUAAAACACGUCAAUGGGAAAUUCAAAAUCCAAUGUUUCGGACGCCAGUACACUGUUUUUCCCGACUUUUUAAGCGCUCAAAACACGGUUUGAGUUAUCAAGGUUAAAAUCAUAGAAAUGAUCUGUUACGCGUUUCGAACAGCCCUGAUUUCGUUAUUUGAUCCUGAACACAGCUGCGCCAAUAUUUUGGCGAACAAGUCAGUUGAUUCCCUAGACACUGACUAAAACUGACUGUCUAUUAUAUAUUUGUCUGUGUUUUUUGUAGCAUCCAAGGGUCCCCGCUGCAUCUUGUGUAACAAAGUUCUUGGUAAUGGCGAUGAGGUAUGUGGUCCUUGUUUAUUAGGAAAAAAUAGUGAAGCAACGAAGACGGAAACGGCAACAAGAACGGCAAAAAGGCAACAGGUUUUGGUUGGCAAAACAACAACUUUGCACGUGCAUCACGCCUUUUUUGUACAUUUCUUUGCCGUCUCUGUACGACUACAACGUGAACUUCCUAAUUUCACGUUUUAUGGAGGACGAGAACAUUGCACAACGAUUUUCUUUUUGUUUUUGUGAACUUAGAUACAGUCCUUUAGAACUCAACUCCUGAAAAAAUCACCAACAUUUGACAAAUUAAAAGUGUUGUAAUAUGAGCGAUGAAGUCGUUGUUGUUUACGCUCCCUAACAUCUGUCGUCUGUUACUUUCCUCCAGGAAAUUUGUCAUUCUUCUUUUGCAGACCGUUUCACGGAAUUAUCCUAAAACGUUACACGCACACACAGAGUCAUUUUAGUUUCUUCACUCAUCACACCCCACGUUCUGCGAUGUUUUCUUGCUAUCAGCCUCGUCGUUUCCAUGCUUUCCCCUGUUUUCUUCUGAAACUAUGUUUUAUCACAUUAGGUGUGGAGUAAGCAUUUAAAGGAAGAGUGUGCCCCAAAUAAGGCGAGACUUCAACAGCAGUCAGGUAAAAUUCUACAGUUGCCCUUUCUUUAGCUCCUUGUGGGUUUCUGUCACAAAUUUUGCGACGCCUUGCUUAACUAAUCAACUUGUAAUGGAGUGAACUGAGCAUAUCCUAUUGACUAAGGAAAUCAAAGGUAGAAAGGAAACAGUUAAAGAUAUUAUACUCUUGCGAGAGCCAUGCACUGCUAUUUUCGACUUAGCGAUGCUGAUUAUCAUCCCAUCGCUUGUGGAGUGCUGUGUGUAUUCAUAAAGAUUUUCUACUAAGGUUUGGGUAUGUCGUGUAAAACUGAACCCUAUUCUGUGUAAUAGUAUCUAAUCCUCACACGUUCUUGGUUUACUUUCAGCCGCCAGCAAAGCUCCAAGCCAAGCGAGUCUUCGGAGUACCCGUGGCAGAGGAGGCAAGACCACGCCCCUUGGAAGGGGUGCAGGAAAAGGGAGAGGUCGGAGAGGCGGGGCAAUGCCGAGGUGAUGACACGCUUCCCACAGAAUGGCUUCAGUGUUUGUUUUACAGCCAAAGAACCUGCUGGAAAAUUUAUUUUCCUUAUCCUUGA
Molecule: messenger RNA, 31065 nt
Organism: Porites lobata
Lineage: Eukaryota; Metazoa; Cnidaria; Anthozoa; Scleractinia; Poritidae
Source: the annotation of a GenBank genome assembly